Messenger RNA from Prorocentrum cordatum, 486 nucleotides. NCBI's taxonomy places the organism in Eukaryota, Dinophyceae, Prorocentrales, Prorocentraceae. The record is from the annotation of a GenBank genome assembly.
UCCCUCCCUCCCUCUCUCCCUCCCUCCUCCUCUGUCGCCCUCGGGGCUUGGGCCGCCAUGCCGAUCAUCAAGGAGGACCCAUUCCACAGGUAUGACCCGGCGGCCGUCGACUUCGGUAGGAUGAAGGGCGAGGUGACUUCGGCCAUCCAGGACGACUGGAAGCGCGACAAGGUGGACGACGCGAAAAAGCGGGCCAUCACCACGUCGACAUGCUACGACGACUUCAAAUCCCGGGUGGCGGGCUGCACCUUGAAGCCGAUCCACCGCAACGAGUUCAACGCGCCCCCCAAGUUUGCGUUCAACAGGCAGGUCCAGGACGACGGCCCCGCGGCGCUGGUGGCGAGCCUCUCGGGGGCGGCGGCCAGCUCCCAGGUCAGACCUCAGGGGGCCGGUGCAGGUGUCGCUGCCAGACUCGCCACGACGGCCACGGAGCAGGGCGGCGUCGAGAAGCUUAAGAACGCCAGGGAGCUCGAGCGGGAGCACCGG